Molecule: messenger RNA, 438 nt
Organism: Schistosoma margrebowiei
Lineage: Eukaryota; Metazoa; Platyhelminthes; Trematoda; Strigeidida; Schistosomatidae
Source: the annotation of a GenBank genome assembly
AUGAUGUCUGAACAUAAAGCAGUAGUGAAAAAUGCCGAUAUGUCCGAUGAUAUGCAACAAGAGGCUGUUGAUUGUGCUGCACAAGCUUUAGAGAAAUAUAGUGUGGAAAAAGAUAUAGCAGCAUUCAUUAAGAAAGAAUUUGACAAGAAAUACAAUCCUACAUGGCAUUGUAUUGUUGGGAGAAAUUUCGGAAGUUAUGUGACGCAUGAAACCAAACAUUUCAUCUAUUUUUAUCUUGGAGAUAAUGCGUUUCUUCUCUUUAAAUCUGGUUGAUUCUGAGAAAGUCAAGAUAACAAGAGAAAUAUCAUCAGAAACUAAAUCAAACAUUGUAACACGCAUCUGAUCAUUCUGCACGCAACUCAACCCAAUCAUAUUCACAAACACCAUUUUCUCUAGUACUCAUCAAUUCCCAACUUCAUCUUUCUAAGAACAAACACA